GUUCCUUGUACAUGUACAUACGUAGCGUCCAGUGCGUGAACAGAGCCCAGCUAGAAGGCAUUGUUACGCACACAUCGACAAAGAGCGCGUGCAACUUUCAAGGAUAGUCGAUUCAUAACUUAUAUAUACUAGACUAUGCAGGUGUCUAGGGAGAAGGCACUGCUUGAUGUCGCAUACAAACAGGGCCGCCCAUGCUUCAGCGAGGAAGCAACUAAGCCGGUUCUCAGCAGUGCAUUAUUUCAAGCGGAAAAGCUAUCUCUUGUGGGGAAGCCGGGCUUCGAGGAGUUCAACGCAGCAAAGGAGGAGCUAAUGGACGUUUUGACCGGGAGCGAAUGCCCGGUGCAGCAGACUGUACUGUACGAGCCUGGAAAGGCAAGGGCUGUACACUCCGUGAAGGAGAUCAGGGAUGCUCCCCUUCACCAGCAUCUAGCCGAGGUCACUGGCAGCAUAGACGACGGCCUGAUCAGAUAUUGCGGCAACCUGACCCUGGUGCAUGCACUGCGGUAUGGCGGUGGUGCGACACAGGGGCCAAUCUCGGAUGCCGAGGCGCUGAACCCAGGGCGAAGUGAGAGGGCGGAGCGGUUUGCCAGGGCAUUGCGGGCCUCACUACCACACCUGUUUGCUACAGACACCUAUCUCGACCGUGCUGGCGUGGGGGCAACGGAGGUCUACCAUGGGCUCAACACCGCGGUGUGCGAUAUGCUAGCAGGAAGCAAGGGCUCACUGACGGGGUCGCAUGAGGAUUAUCCCAUGGCGGCACCAAGUGUAAUCGUGGUUCUCAAGGGCCACAAGCUUGUGUGGAUCGCUCCCGGCUCGUUCCGCACCCUGAUUGAGAACCCUAAGUACAAAAAGGCGGACAUUGACCUGUUGGUGCGGUCCAUGAGCACAGUGGACCCAGCGCUCCUAGCGUCUCUGUGCUCUGUGUUUGGCGGGGAGGUAUUGGAGCUCAGAGACAAUGAGGUCGGGGUGGUGCCGCCCUGCUGUGUCCAUGCGGCAUACAACGUGGAUGCAACGGUAUCCGUAAAUUACACGGUUUGCAGCCAGGCGCAGUGGCUGGCCUGCGUGCAGGCGACUGCCUUGACCUGCCAGGAGGAACGUGCCGCUGCAGCGGCAGCGGCAGCUGCAAAGCUGGUCGGCAGUAAGGACGAGGGGCUCGUCCAGGAGUCUGCUCAGCGGCUGCUGCGGCGUGCUGCAGAGACCGGGGGUUCGGAGAGCUUCGAGGGGUGCGUGGUCCUUUUCAACAAGGGCUACAUCGCGUGGAUGGAGAACCGCAUCAGGGCGGAGGUGGCAGUAGCAAAAGCGCUGCAGAAGGAGGAGGGUGGCAUUGCCCGCAUGGGUGAGGGCUUGACUGCUUUAUACAAGCGCAGGCUGGAUUCCACGGUGCGCAUUGCCACCAUCCGGUCUUUGCUGGAGGAUGGAGGCGGGGUAAACUCUCUGCUGGCGACCGGAGCCACUGUCCAGUGGCGGCAAAAGAUGUGCAGUUUGCUGGGGGGCAUCGCAACACCAGCUAGCACGGCUCAGGCUGGCGGGAGCUCCAACAGCUCGGGAACCUGCGUGGAGAGCAAGCAGCGUGGGGAAGGCGGUGUGCGGGGUCGAAAGAGGAAGUGCAUGGCCUAGGGGGAGGUGGCAUGUACAAUGCAUGGGAGGCAGGAGUCAUGGUAGGUCAGGCUAGGUUAGACAGGGUAGGCUAGGUUGGGUUAGGCUAGGCUAUAGGUAGGGCAACUAGGACCUCGAAUUUGCAUUUUUGCAGGGAGUGUUACUUGUGUGUGCCGGGCCAAACAUGGUGACUUGUGCAUGCUGUGGUGCCGAAUGUAUUGUGUGCCGGUAUCGUGUCACCACGGCCGCUUACAGCGGGUCCGCCGGCAUGGCUUAGGCUUUAAAAUGCUUUAUUAGACCGCGUGCAGAGCUCGCGGGUGCACUGUUGGCGUGCGUAGGUGCGUGUGUGUGCAGGACCAAACAUGACUUGACUUGUGCAUGCUGGGCCUAAGGUACUUUGUAUCAUGCCAGUCUCGUGGCACCACGGCAUGCAGACACGUAGGUAUAGAGCAGUAUGUAUUGUAGGGUUACGCUAUGGUUAGGUAGGCCUGUCCGUGCAGUGUAUGUUAACUUAAAUAUUAGCAAAAUAUUGGCCAUGCUGGCAUGAGGGGCCGGUUUCUUCGUAUGAGAGU
Molecule: messenger RNA, 2168 nt
Organism: Astrephomene gubernaculifera
Lineage: Eukaryota; Viridiplantae; Chlorophyta; Chlorophyceae; Chlamydomonadales; Astrephomenaceae
Source: the annotation of a GenBank genome assembly